Acipenser ruthenus (sterlet) is the source of this 2740-nucleotide messenger RNA. Its product is annotated as BTB/POZ domain-containing protein KCTD6. The record is from RefSeq and is a predicted model, not a curated record. NCBI's taxonomy places the organism in Eukaryota, Metazoa, Chordata, Actinopteri, Acipenseriformes, Acipenseridae. Gene Ontology annotation, molecular function: protein binding. The coding region runs from base 458 to 1171 and encodes 237 amino acids. The transcript is spliced from 3 exons. Gene Ontology annotation, biological process: protein homooligomerization.
CUACAUGGUUCAGUUUGCCUCUCGCUAUAAUAUUGUAGCGAUCUCGGUUAACACAGACAUUAAUAUAUUUUCAUUACAAACUCUGCUUGGCAGUAUUUCGCGUUGCAAUAUUGAUAGCACGUCGAUAGUAACAUUUUCCUGUAAAAGUUAAAGCAGUUGCUGUUGACACCCAUAGAGCACAACUACGCCACCAGCAUUUAAACAAAGCAUGUUUAAAUUCUGCGGUACCAGAACUCUGGGAAACCAGCUGUUCAUCCAGCGCGGAAGGCAACCUACAGACAGAAACAGUCAGAAGUGAAUCAUUUAAUCAGCUGGACUGUCUGCUGAACAGGAAAGAAGAGACACAGGCAUCGAAUUAAGGAGAUUCCAGUCUUGCACUAGUGCAUUGGGAGCAGAAGGUGAAUAUUUAUUCAUCUCACUCGCUGCAAUCCAGGAGGAAUCAACCAAGGCAGAGCAAAUGGAUAAUGGAGACUGGGGCUACAUGAUGACUGAUCCAGUCACUCUGAAUGUCGGAGGGCACCUGUACACCACGUCUCUCUCAACGCUGACACGGUACCCGGACUCCAUGCUGGGUGCCAUGUUCCGAGGAGACUUCCCUUCCGCCCGGGACUCCCAUGGACACUUCUUCAUCGACCGGGACGGGCCGCUGUUCCGGUACAUCCUCAACUUCCUGCGCACAUCGGAGCUGACCCUGCCCAUGGACUUCAAGGAGAUCGACCUGCUCCGCAAGGAGGCUGAUUUUUACCAGAUCGAGCCCCUGAUCCAGUGUCUCACCGACCCCAAGCCUCUGUACCCACUGGACACCUUCGAGGAGGUGGUGGAGCUCUCCAGCACCCGCAAGCUUUCCAAAUACUCAAACCCCGUAGCAGUCAUCAUAACCCAGCUCACCAUCACCACCAAGGUGCGUUCCCUUCUGGAAGGCGUCUCCAACAACUUUACCAAGUGGAACAAGCACAUGAUGGACACCAGGGACUGCCAGGUGUCCUUUACCUUUGGACCAUGUGACUAUCAUCAAGAGGUGUCCCUGCGCGUGCACCUGGUGGAGUACAUCACCAAGCAGGGCUUCACCAUCAGGAACACGCGUGUGCACCACAUGAGUGAGCGCGCCAACGAGAACACUGUGGAGCACCACUGGACUUUCUGCAGAUUGGCAAGGAAAACUGAAGACUAACCGUUUUUAGAAAACACAAAAGUACUCUCAUAUAUAUAUAUAUAUAUAUAUAAUGAUGAAUAAACACCUGCAAUUACUGAAUAUGCAGCGUGUUCUUACCUCUAACUACUACAACAACAAGCUCACUAGUCCACCCUCUGUCCUUCAGUUUCAUGUCGACGUGCUGAACCCAAUAUAUGCUCUAUCAAAAAAUGUCUUUACCCUUGACCUCUCCUAAAGGUCAAAUGCAACAUUUCCUAAUAACUCCUUAGAGAGUGCAGAUAGGGUCAUGGUUACUGUGGAACAUGUAUAGGAACCCGUAUAUGGUCUAUCAAAAGAUAUCUUUGCCCGUGACCUCUGAUCUCUCCUAAAGGUCAAAUGAAAAACUACCUAUAACUCCUUAGAGAGUGCAGAUAGGGUUAUGGUUACUAUGGAACACACAUAUAGGAACCCAUACAUGCUCUACAAAAAAAAUCCUUACCUGUGACCUCUGACCUCUCGUAAACGUCAACUCAAAAACUACCUUACAACUUCUUAGAGAGUGCAGAUAGGGUUAUGGUUACUAUGGAACACAUAUAUGCUGUAUUAAAAAAUGUCCUUGCCGGUGACCUCUCCUAAAGGUCAAAUGAAAAACUAGCUUUAACUCCUUAGAGAGUGGAAAUAGGGUCAUGGUUACUAUGAACACAUAUAGAAACCCAUAUAUGCUCUAUCAAAAAUAUCCUUGCCUGUGACCUCUGAUCUCUCCUUUAGGUCAAAUGAAAAACUAGCUCAUCACUCCUUACAGAGUCCAGAUAGGGUCAUGGUUACUAUGGAACACAUUUUGGAACCUACAUGUCUUUCCUGCACACUGUAUAGGAAAGACAGGCAGGACAGAAGAGGCGGAGGGGUAGCGCUAUACAUAAGAAAUAGUCUUGAAGCCCAGGUGUUAAAUCUGGACAAAGAAAACAACACCGAAUCAAUAUCCUUGCAGCUCCUUGAAGAAGUCGAACAGCCUCAACAUUGGCACUCUCACCACUAGAAAAGGAACAGAACUGAAAUCAUAUACCCACAUAAAUUAAAAUAAAACAAGGUCAUUUAGCAGACGCUUUUAUCCAAAGCUAUUUACAUACGAGCCAAUGUCAGUGCGCCACCUGGGAAACGAACCCACAACCUUUUGGUUGCAAGUCUGGAAUCCUAACCACUACACUACACUGCCGCCCUGAUAACUAUACAUAUAUCGUAUAUGCUGGUCUUAUAACACAAAUUGGCUGCCUAAAAUGAAUGCUGGGAGUAUUACACACAAAACUUUGCAGCACUUGUGCUACUCCAAGUAUUGAUCAGCUUUAAAAUAAAUAAAAACUUAACACUAAAUACCAGCUGGUUUGUUGGAUCCUGUACAUCUAGCAAGUAAUUAAUACAAAUGAUAGGUAGGCCUACAUUGGUACAAUGAAAUACAAAUCUUAAGUCAACCAGUACAACUGUAUAAUAAAGCUACUGAUGCAAAAUCUCAUAGGUAGCUGCAGUACACGAGGGGGUGUUACAAAUACUAAUUUUAUCCCACUUCCCCCGCAGAUUUUUUUAAAAAUAAAAUAAAUAAAUCAAUUGCCUUGA